Amoebophrya sp. A25 is the source of this 3854-nucleotide messenger RNA. The record is from the annotation of a GenBank genome assembly. NCBI's taxonomy places the organism in Eukaryota, Dinophyceae, Syndiniales, Amoebophryaceae.
UUUCUAGACAAGAAGCGCGAACAAGACCUACGCGUUUUUUUUUCACUGCACUUGGUCUAAAGAAUUAGAAUUUUCUUGCAACAGCCAUCGCUUUUCAACAUGAUACCGAGUUCUACAAGCGACCACUUAAUUCAUUAAAGAGCAUGGAAAAUGGGCUAAAGACUUUUGGUCGCCACGCAUCUUUCUUUGAAUUAUGACAUAACAAUGAUGUUUAGACACGACCAAUAAGCAUCUCCUCCUUGUCCACAACUUUAUUGCCAAUCAAGAAACAUGAUGCCGUUUGAAAGUUUCGAUGAGUUCCUUGCGUGGCAGCGGAAAUUUCUGGAGGCCAAUGGCGAAAGCAUCGAGAUGCUACUCCAAAAUGGAGUCUUUUUUUUGCCAGGUGGAUUGUCAUUAAGGCUACAUUGUAGACAAAUUCAAGACGAGCAAUUAAGUAUAAAGAACUCUCCUGUGGCCAAGAGAUCAGCAAUUAAGUAUAAAGAGAUUCAGAACUCCCCCCUACGCCGGUAGCUACGCGGAAAAUAUGUAGGCAGGUUCUCCACGGAACUUGCUCGCGAUACAAAAAAAAAAGUGGCACCAGAGAAAUUGAGCAGAACAAGAAAAGUUAUUUAUUUAUACUAUUUAAUCUUUGAAAUAAUAAGAAUAACUCUUAAGAAGUCAAGAAUAACUCUACUUAAGUCAAUUGUAGAAGUGAAGGCAAGGGUCGAUGGCUCCACUGCUCCCAAGGAGGAUGUAUGAGUACCAACAAUGGCGUCAAAAGAUACCUCCAGACCAGGUAAAUGAAUGAAUGAAAGGACUAUAGUUCUGCUUCUCCUGCUAACAUGAGGCGACGGUGUACAAGAGCAGCUUCUCUGUAGCUUGUCGGAACUCUUCUCCGUUUAUCGCACAUUAGUCUGUGCACCACAAGUCCCGGGUAUUCAGGCGGUUACAAUUAAGGCUUUUGGUAAAAAUCCAUCUGUUCAGAAUUAUCGAUCUUGAAGCUGUCGUCCCAUUUCAGGGAAAAAAAGCAGGGCUUACCCUUGUCGAUCUUCUGGUGAGGCCUCCCGAAGAGGCUUUUAUAGAGGAAAAAGCGCCUCUAAGAAAUGGAUAAGCCUCUUCGGGAAGGGUGGCAGCUUCUAAUAAAAGACCGCAGGUAGGAGCUUCAAUUAUGGAGGAUGGUCGCUUUUUGUCGAAGUCGAUGAUAGCUAACGGAUCCCAUCUCAGGCCCUUAAUAAGUAACUACUCUAAAAAGAUACUUGAAGUUCUUGACUACAACUACAUAUUUCGAAUUCAACAUUAUACCACCUCUACCUCCACCAUCCAGCAUUUCUAAGAACAACAAGCAUUGCAAUGAAUGUACCACCUCCAGCAGGGCCUCGUCUAAUACUAACGUUUGUUCCUCCAUAAGCAAGGAGCAGAAAUACACGGUCGUGCUUUUUCUGAUACGAGGAAUUCGUUGCCUUCAACUAGUCUAUGAAAUGCGCUACCCAUCUCCAAAAGGGUGUGCGAUCUUGUUAAGGCUAGUCAGUCAGAGUCACUCGUAUCUCGUUCUGGUGUGAGGUUGUGAGGUAUACUCCUUGGUGUGAGUAAGUUGCCCUUGAUGAGAGUGUUGCGAGUGAGGUAUACUCAGUAAGUUGCCCUUGUUGUGAGGUAUACUCCUUGUUGAGAGUGGUGCGAGUCAGGUUGUGAGGCAUCCUCCUGACUCUGAGUAAGAGGGGUGCUGCAGCCUCAAGCAGGUAUCGAUCACCUCAACCAGGGCCACUUACAUGUUUAUUAGUGAUGAUUGACUGGCGUUAAUAUUGGAGUUCCUGAAAAUCCUUCUGAAAGCGGGCAUAGCCCAUUUCCUUUACAAUAGAGGAAGGAAGGGCAGAAUAAGAGAAGUUGGGGAUACUUCAGUUUUAGCACCUCGUUUUUUCGUAGAAGAAAGUGUGUGGGUGGAAGACGCGAAUGCCACAGUCGCGGAGAGGGUGAAAGAUAUGGCUGCAUUUUGAAAUUGAUCUAAAGCUAUAGGUUCUAGUUUUAAAGAAGUAGUCUAGGUAUAAGCAGAUUUUUUCCGUCUGCUUAGUACUUACCUGCUAGCCUCGUCUUGGAGAAAAUAGAGAAUAACAAGGAGAAGAAGAUGCAAGAACAAUAAUUAGCCCUUGAGCUGACACCCGUAAAUAGAUACUGGGUAUAUAAUCAUCAUCGUCAUCAUCUAAAGCUUCUUAAAGAAGUAGUCUAGGUAUAAGCAGAUUUUCUCCAUCUACUUAGUACUUGCCUACUAGCUUCUCCUUCGUUCUCUAAAAGGAGUAUUUUGUUCAGUUUUCUCUUCCUGUUUCUCCUCCACUCUCCCACUUCUAAAACGGAUCGUGAGACGGACCAAAGAAAGCGCGACAUCGACCUCGAGUUUAUAGGGAAACGUUCUGGUGUAAGGCUGCGCGGUCGUCUACACAAUAUCGAUGUUCCGCCUGUUGCAGCUGCGGUCACGGGACCAAUAGGCUUCGAACUGCCACAAAAAAAGCAUGGCAUUGUGUUGAUUAUGGCUUCUCUAUCAUGUAGGAUGAGUGAACUACCACGAAAAAAAAAGGGAUCGAUUGUGUUGAAUAAGGCUUCUUCUCAUUAUCUUCAUGUAGAAAGGGUGCGUCUUGGUUUAGAAGAAUCUUCCUCUUCAACAUUCUCUGGCAAAAGGACCCAGAAGGUCGAUCUAAGAUGGAUCGCUCGGAUCAUCUUCAUCAAUCUGGUUCUAAUCUGACACAAGCCCAACGUCUAGUCCUAUCGCAACGUCGCAAACGCCAACUAGUCUUUCUAGACCUGCUUUACCAGUUGCGGCCACUGUUCGUUCUGUAUCUGCAAGCGAAGAAAAAACCGUGGCUAGCCUGGUGGACGGCGCUGUUGAUAUUACGGCUACCGCUGGUGAAGCAUGGCCCUGACACCAUCGUCCUUGGAUCUUCUUUUUCUACUUGAAAAGCGGACCAAGGAUGUUGCACUUCGGGGGGCUAACGCGGUAGCUCUAAGGAUAGACCUAGGAACUUCCAGCGUUAUGGAGAUGCUGCUAGUUAGGGAGAAGGCCGAAGCGUGGACGCCACCUGGGAAUGACCCAACAUUUUUAUGGACCACAAGGACAGCAUGUUGUACUAAAGCAAGGUACUAGAAUGUUGAGCAUAUGUUGGGUAUGUUUAUGUAGAUGUUUCUUCGAGUCGCUGCUCUCCAAAUAGCCUUUGAUCUUAUCGCAUCAUCAAGAGUAAUUCGAGUCACCACACACUAUUUAAUUGCCUUUGACGCCGUGGGUUCAAGAAUCCUUUAGACAAGAGAUCCUGCGUAUGUUAGUUUGGGGCAGUAGAGGUAGGUAGACAACUUUGUGGUAAGGAGGCGAUAGAAGUUCGGAUCAUAUUCGCAGAUCGUUAUUGCUGUCAAAUUGGUAGUAGACGAAGCACUUCUUCUAACCUUCCGCCAUCGUAUCGAAUGUAUGGAGUUGCGACGCCGAAGACAAGCCUGCUUUUGGGCCCUUUUGAGGUCGCCGUUUUUUGAAAAGUACUUCCCGGAGGAGAAAGUUCAGAGGUUUUGGGACUCUCUACCAGUCCUAAAGCAUUUCAACAUAGUACAACUGUUGUUACUGUGGCGACGGUAUUACUUUUAUACGUCGGGGACGUGAUGAAGUAGGACCACGUCGUGAAGCAGCUCUAGUGUGUGGGUUGAUGAGUAGUUGGACGAGUUGACUCCAUAUCUUUCCACAAAGUACUACUGCACUCCUGCAGUUCUGACUUUGUUUCAUUUUCCUUCUGUAUUAUGUUGUCGCUCCAUUUUUGUGGUCUCAUUCUUGUGUAGGGACUGCAACUGCGCUGCUUUUGGUGCUUCUGUGCAUCAAUUCAUUUUCCUAAUAGCACGCAACGCCAGAG